Gamsiella multidivaricata is the source of this 741-nucleotide messenger RNA. RefSeq lists its product as uncharacterized. The transcript has a single exon. NCBI's taxonomy places the organism in Eukaryota, Fungi, Mortierellomycota, Mortierellomycetes, Mortierellales, Mortierellaceae. The record is from RefSeq and is a predicted model, not a curated record. Bases 1 to 741 code for a protein of 246 amino acids.
AUGAAGUUCUCAACAGCUGCCCUUGUCGGCGUGCUCUCCCUCGCUCUUUCCUACUUCCCGUCCUCAGUACAGGCCUGCGAGCGCGAAUGUCAGGUGAAUGUCUCGCACGCCUUCGCUGACAAGUACCAGAUCGUCUCUAGCCAUUACUUCACACUCCUCAACCGCAAAAUCGAGGAAUCCCUCUUCUAUGGUAUCCCAGUCGCCCAGACCCUGUCUCCUGCGGAAUCAACAGCAGCGGUCAAAACCAUCCAAGAUUCCAUCGUCAAGGCCCAGAAUGCUUGGGAUGUCACUAUCUUCCCCACGGUCUUUGACACGAUCUUCAAGGACGAGCCCAAGUUUAAAGGCGACUGCAACCAUCCUCAUCGCGUGAGGCAGCCUCCACUGGGUGUUAAUUGGACCAUGCCCGAUUGCCACAAUAUGGACUACAUCUGCGGCAACCCACCCUCGAUCUGUCAUUUUAUGCCGAUGAUCAAGCACAGGAUCGUGAGGAAGCUGAUUAUGCAGCUGCAGUCCAGGGUCGACGGUGAUGACUCGGAUGUGUAUACGAAUUUCAUUGCGCCAGCGUUGCAGACGCUGUUGACGGGGCAGACGAAAUUGCAGCAGUAUUCGGCCACGUUGCACGGAAAUCUGAACCAAAUUUUGGAGGCUGUCAAAAAUGAACUGGACGAGUUUGCGGACGAGUCGCAGUGGAAGAGAGAGUGGGACAUGGAAAUCAAGAUCUUGCUCUUGACUUUCCCAUAA